CUUCGUUUGGAAAAAACAGAAAUGAGCAAGCGAGACUCAUCGCCCCCGUUUUAUGAUAACCAAGCUGCAAGCAAAUAAAUCAACUAGCCCCACUGCAUUCUUCUGCACUCGAGUGCCAAGAGAGCUUUCUCUUAUCAGUCACUGAAGCCAUAAGGAUAUUUUUUACAUUAAACUUUAUCACAAUGAGGUGUUGCCACAUCUGCAAACUUCCUGGGAGAGUGAUGGGAAUCCGAGUGCUUCGUUUCUCUUUGGUGGUUAUCCUUGUGUUACUACUGGUAGCUGGUGCUUUGACUAAUUUGCUUCCUAAUAUCAAAGAAGACAAGAUGCUCACGAUGCGUAGGGAGAUAAAAUCCCAAGGCAAGUCCACCAUGGAUUCCUUCACUCUCAUAAUGCAGACGUACAACAGAACAGAUCUCUUGUUGAGACUUUUAAAUCACUAUCAGGCAAUCCCACAUCUGCACAAAGUGAUUGUUGUGUGGAACAACAUUGGAGAAAAGGUACCAGAUGAAUUAUGGAAUUCUCUAGGACCUCACCCUGUCCCUGUGAUCUUCAAAGUACAGACAGCAAACAGAAUGAGAAAUCGACUCCAGGUCUUCCCUGAAUUGGAAACCAGUGCGGUGUUAAUGGUAGACGAUGACAUGCUAAUUAGUGCCCAGGAUCUCAUUUUUGCUUUCUCUGUUUGGCAGCAAUUUCCUGAUCAAAUUGUAGGAUUUGUUCCUAGAAAACAUGUUUCCACUUCAUCAGGCAUCUACAGUUAUGGAGGUUUUGAACUGCAGAUACCAGGGUUUCAGACUGGUGACCAGUACUCUCUGGUUUUGAUUGGCGCUUCAUUCUUCAACAGCAAAUAUCUUGAACUCUUUCAGAAGCAACCUGCAGCUGUCCAUGCUUUGUUGGAUGAAACUCAAAACUGUGAUGAUAUUGCCAUCAAUUUUAUCAUCGCCAAGCACACUGGGAAGACAUCAGGGAUAUUUGUGAAACCUGAAAACAUGUUCAACUUAGAAAAAGAAACCAACAGUGGCUAUUCUGGAAUGUGGCAUCGAGCUGAGCACUUUCUGCAGAGGUCUUACUGUAUAAAUAAGCUUGUUAAGAUCUAUGACAGCAUGCCCUUAAAAUACUCCAACAUUAUGAUUUCUCAGUUUGGUUUUCCAUAUGCCAGUCACAAAAGUAAAAUGUAA
Molecule: messenger RNA, 1175 nt
Organism: Chrysochloris asiatica (Cape golden mole)
Lineage: Eukaryota; Metazoa; Chordata; Mammalia; Afrosoricida; Chrysochloridae
Gene: EXTL2
Product: exostosin-like glycosyltransferase 2
Exons: 5
Coding region: 183-1175 (330 amino acids)
Cellular component (GO): membrane
Molecular function (GO): glycosyltransferase activity
Source: RefSeq, a predicted model, not a curated record